Messenger RNA from Cryptococcus wingfieldii CBS 7118, 2274 nucleotides. RefSeq lists its product as hypothetical. The transcript is spliced from 7 exons. Gene Ontology annotation, biological process: ribosomal small subunit export from nucleus; endonucleolytic cleavage in 5'-ETS of tricistronic rRNA transcript (SSU-rRNA, 5.8S rRNA, LSU-rRNA); endonucleolytic cleavage in ITS1 to separate SSU-rRNA from 5.8S rRNA and LSU-rRNA from tricistronic rRNA transcript (SSU-rRNA, 5.8S rRNA, LSU-rRNA). Lineage: Eukaryota; Fungi; Basidiomycota; Tremellomycetes; Tremellales; Cryptococcaceae. Gene Ontology annotation, molecular function: RNA binding. The record is from RefSeq and is a predicted model, not a curated record. The coding region runs from base 1 to 2274 and encodes 757 amino acids. Gene Ontology annotation, cellular component: 90S preribosome; preribosome, small subunit precursor; nucleolus.
AUGCCCAAAGAACAAGUCCGCAAGAGAGGAAAGAGAAAGACAAAGGCCCAGGAGGAGGAGGCUCCUGCUCCCGUGGUCGCUCCCACAACGCAUGUGGCGGACCCAGAACCCUCGACUUCGACUGGACUGCACCCUGCUCGAGCUGCCAUGCUCGCUGGACGUCCCAUGCCCAGGCAGGCACCUGCUCCCGAGGCGCCCCGACAAGAAGGCGAAGAAGGUGCCGAGGGCGCUGAGCUUGCUGAAGGCGAUGGAAUUGAUGGCCAGGCCGACUGGACGAGGGGACCUAGGACAGAGUCUGAAUUUCCGUUCGGUAUUUUGGACCCGGAUGUGAAGGCGUACUUUAGGAGUAUCGAGGAUCAGAUUAAGGAUUGGGAGGGUGUAUCUUCUGCUGGAGAAGAGAGGGAAGCAGACCGACAAAUAUUCCUCUCCUCUGUGCUUUCCGAACUGCGAGGCCACGAGCUGUCAGCCUCUACCGACCCCGAGACGUCCAUCAUUCUCGAGAGGCUGCUGCCCUCGCUCAACGACUGGGGAAGAAGAGUUAUUGGAGAUUCGUUUGGAGACAAAUGGGAUGUCCUGCUGAGACACAGAUUCUCCAGUCACGUUGUGCAGACUUGGAUUACCCUUGCUGCCGACACUCUCGACCGAGAGGCUCGCGACGUUUGGCCGCCCCAGCAAGCUUCGCAAGACAUUUCAAGCGGCCAACUCCCCACCAUGUCCGACCUCAUCACCUCCAUCGUCUCCCUCCUCCUCCCCUCUAUCCCUCAACUAGUCUCAUCCCCAUACGCUUCCCCCCCUAUCCGUCUCCUCAUGCUUGUCCUCACCCCCAAACGGGCCCUGCCAGCUUUGGGCGAGGGCCAAGGUGACGAGAGUGGUAUCAUCAGGAGUAAGAGGUCUGGAAAGUGGAGAAAGGGACAGGAUGUCAAGGGCAAGAGUAUCCUGGGUGAGGAUGUUCCCAAGGACAAGUCAAAGCGCAAGCUUCCCAAAGAGCUCAAAUCGACGAGAAAGGAGAUUCGAGUGGCUUUGAUGGAGAAUCUCGAGGCGGCAGAGUGGAAGGCGAUGGCGGCCAAUGCGGUUGGGUGCCCGACAGUACAGCUCGUGCUCGAAUUCGAGGUGGACGACAAGGAGGUGGAGAAGGAGGGUUCGUUGUUUGACACUCUCACUGAGGGACUCGUCUCGCAGCUUGCUUCCGGCAAGACGGAAUUCGAGGCCCAGCCUUUCCUCCUGUCUCUCCUCGCUUCUCAAACCGGUACUCGACCCUUCGAGAGCCUUUUGCAGCUUUCCCCGGCACCCGUAUUUGGUGCGUUGUGGAAGACGUACUUUGAGGGCAAGCUGGGUAAGCUUGCGGGCCAUCCAUAUGCCAACUUUGUCGUUGCCAAGGGCGUGUCGAGGUUGGGCAAGGACCAGGUUGAGGAACUCAUCAAGGAGGUCAAGGGAAACAGCGGUGGUCGAGGUCUCAUCAAGGCCGCCAGAACGAGCGUCAUCCAAGCUCUCGUCGACCGCUCUCUCACCAUCCCCGAAAUCCAAAAACCCGUCCUCCAACUGAUAUUCUCCUGCCUCGAACUCCCCGCCACCUCCCAAAACACCCUUGUCCCCUGUCUGAUGACCCUCAAGACAUUCCCCAUGUACCAAGCUCUCAUCACCGGCGAGCCUUUACCGUUGUCGGCGUGGCAGAAUAGGAGGACGGCGAGACCGAAGGAUGAUCUGGCGCCCAAUAUACAGGGGUGUUUGAUUUUGCAGGCGAUGGUGGGGAUGGGCCAGGCCAACGCUUCUGUUUUGGAUUCUUUGACUUCGUUGCCCGUGGACGCUCUCAUCACCUAUGCCAAAUCCCCCAUCGCCUCCCGUCUCCUCGACAAGGUCUUUAUUGACCCCGCGGCGCCUAUCAAGUAUAGGAAGAAGCUCAUGAUGGUGUUUAUGGACCAUUACAAGCAGCUUGUGGAAGACAAGUUGGGAAGUAGGGUUGUGGAUACUAUUUGGGACAGGGCGGAUGGUUUCAUGAAGGAAAAAAUCGCUCGAUCGCUCAUACCACACCUCACCUCUCUCGGUGGCUCGCAAUACGGCAAAUACUUUGUCCGCCGAGCCGAUAUCGUCCUUCUCAACCGCCGUCCCGAAGAAUGGCGCGAAAAGAUCCUGGCUCUCAAACACCACUUUGCCCACCAAAAAGAGCCUGCUGAGGAGGUCAAGAGUGAGGUCAAGGAGAAGAAGAGAAAGGAGCAGAGGGAUGAUAUUGAUGAUUUGUUCGAUGCGGCGGAGAACAAGAAGCGGAAGACUGCUUAG